Molecule: messenger RNA, 222 nt
Organism: Gongylonema pulchrum
Lineage: Eukaryota; Metazoa; Nematoda; Chromadorea; Rhabditida; Gongylonematidae
Source: the annotation of a GenBank genome assembly
AUGUUGACUCCUAUGACGGACGUCGAACAAAUGAUCGCGAAGUUGAUGGUCGUACGUCGAACAAAUGAUCGCGAAGAUGCUGCCCCAUAUAAGAGGAGGCCAGAAUCGGGGAGCUCAGUUGAGGGCAGCAGUGCUCGAUGCUCUGCUGCUACUGUGUCUUCAUCCACGCUGGCCGUGAUUGUAGAGGCCGAGCCAGUGCGUGUUUAUUCGCACUCACUGUGA